Molecule: messenger RNA, 2406 nt
Organism: Oryzias melastigma (Indian medaka)
Lineage: Eukaryota; Metazoa; Chordata; Actinopteri; Beloniformes; Adrianichthyidae
Gene: acad8
Product: acyl-CoA dehydrogenase family, member 8
Exons: 11
Coding region: 192-1451 (419 amino acids)
Biological process (GO): lipid metabolic process
Molecular function (GO): flavin adenine dinucleotide binding; acyl-CoA dehydrogenase activity
Source: RefSeq, a predicted model, not a curated record
GGUAACUUCAACUAUAAAAUAUUGUUAUUAUCCGCUUGAAUUGAAUAUUAAUGUAAUAGAAAACUUAACUCAUCACCGUCUUGGACUCCGUGUCUUGUAAAAGAUGGUCGUUGGGAUAAUUUUGGGUAAAUUACUCAUACAUAACUACAAUACCCAGCAGCCCCAAUUCUGUUACGUCACCAGAGGUAAACAUGGCUGUCCUAGGAACACUGUCAAGAAUUGCCAGAAUAGGCUCCACUUUUUGUCGAAACCGCCCUUUAAUAUUGACUAAAAGCUCGCAGAGACGGGGAAUUGUUUCAUGCAUCGACCCCUCUCAUGGACUCACAGAUGAACAGAAAGAGUUUCAGAAAGUGGCCUUUGACUUUGCAGCCAAUGAAAUGGCUCCACACAUGGCGGAGUGGGACCAAAAGGAAGUCUUCCCCGUAGAGACGAUGCGGAAAGCAGCCCAGCUGGGGUUUGGUGGGAUCUACGUUCAGCCAGACGUUGGAGGAUCAGGUCUUUCUCGGCUGGACACGUCCAUCAUCUUUGAGGCUUUGUCCACCGGAUGUGUGAGCACCACCGCCUACAUCAGUAUCCACAACAUGUGUGCCUGGAUGAUCGACACCUUCGGCAACAACGAGCAGAGGGAGAAGUUCUGUCCCGAUCUCUGUUCCAUGGAAAAGUUUGCCUCCUAUUGUCUCACUGAACCAGGCAGUGGGAGUGAUGCCGCCUCCCUCUUCACCUCUGCACAGAAGAAGGGCGACCACUACAUCCUAAACGGCUCAAAGGCCUUCAUCAGUGGAGGAGGAGACACAGACGUGUACGUUGUGAUGUGUAGAACAGGAGUGAAAGGACCUAAAGGCAUCUCCUGUGUUGUGGUGGAGAAGGGAACGCCGGGUCUCAGCUUCGGCAAAAAGGAGAAGAAGGUGGGCUGGAACUCUCAGCCCACCAGGGCGGUGAUCUUUGAGGACUGUGCCGUUCCAGUGGCCAACCGGCUCGGCUCCGAAGGACAGGGCUUCAACAUCGCCAUGAAAGGUCUGAAUGGAGGUCGCAUUAACAUCGCUUCCUGUUCUCUCGGGGCGGCACACGCCAGCGUGUCGUUGGCGAGGGAUCACAUGCUGGUGCGGAAGCAGUUUGGAGAGGCGCUCGCCAACAACCAGUAUCUUCAGUUCAAACUGGCAGAAAUGGCCACUAAGUUGGUGGCGUCUCGUCUUCUGGUGCGUGAAGCCGCAAAGGCUCUGCAGGAGAACCACCCCGACGCCGUUUCCCUCUGCUCCAUGGCCAAGCUCUUCGUGACAGACGAGUGUUUUAAUAUCUGCAACCAGGCCCUUCAGAUGCACGGCGGCUACGGUUACCUGAAGGACUACGCCGUGCAGCAGUUUGUGCGUGACAUCAGAGUGCACCAGAUCCUAGAGGGAACCAACGAGGUGAUGAGGAUGAUCAUCUCCAGAAAUCUGCUGGCGGAGUCCUGAUGAAUUUCCUUUACUGGAUCUUCAAGUCCUGAACUUUCCUUCAGCAUCGUAGUUUUUAUUCAAAUGUGGUCAAAGCAUUCAUGCUGCUAUUUUCUACACUUUGUUGAACCCGUUGUGUCGACGUGGCUUCUAUGAUUGAAUGUGGUAAAAUAAAAGGUAAAAUAAAAGUAACAGGUUUCUAAAAACACAGAUUCUUGUUCUAAAAUGGCAUUUUGUCACAAACCAUGCAGCCGAAUCCGGCUCAGACUGUUCAAAUGACCGCUGAUGCCUCAGAAAAAUGCAGCUGUUGGACUUGUACUGCUCGGGUUCUUCAGUUGAAAGCAUCUUAAAGUUAAGCUGUUGUAGCAGCAACACUUGAACACAAACAUCGACUGUAUAUGAGAGCUGGACUGAGUGCGUGUGACAUCACCCAUAGAAAGUACCAACCGAAUGAAGUCACUUCAGUCGCUGCCAUGUUGGAACCAGAAAUCCUCAGUAAGCAGUGAUUGGUCCAAGUCAAUGUUUCUAUGGUAACCACUCCCAUCACUCAUAGGAGUGAGCUUGGUGGACCACAGCCCUACGCUUAAAAGCAGGCUUCAUCUGUCAAAUGGUUUGGAGGUUUGACAUGAGACCACACAUUUUAUUGAGACAUCUGUUUAGGAUGAGAGUAAGAAUGGUUAGUCUGACAAAAAGAAUGACAGAGUAAUAGUCGUUUAUUUCUCAGAAGUCUAUGGGAUUUUGGUUUCUUGGAGCCAACAGGUACUUCCUGUUUGGAACGUGCAGGGGGAGGGGUCACUCAGUCCAGUUCUCAUAUACCAGGAGUCUCAGACUUCAGGUCGGGUAUCCAGCUGGUUUUUAUAAAUCCUGACUCAUCUGCUGCCGAUUACCUGGAUCAGGUGUGUUUGGUCAAUAAUAUAGCAGAUUAGUUGGAGUUUGAGAUCUGUCAUAUACAGUCAAUGCAAAAAAAAAAAAAAAA